This is a messenger RNA of Colletotrichum phormii, 1200 nucleotides long. RefSeq names its product eukaryotic translation initiation factor 2 alpha subunit. Gene Ontology annotation, cellular component: eukaryotic translation initiation factor 2 complex; eukaryotic 48S preinitiation complex. Gene Ontology annotation, molecular function: translation initiation factor activity; RNA binding; ribosome binding. The record is from RefSeq and is a predicted model, not a curated record. The coding region runs from base 158 to 1093 and encodes 311 amino acids. The transcript is spliced from 3 exons. Gene Ontology annotation, biological process: translational initiation. Lineage: Eukaryota; Fungi; Ascomycota; Sordariomycetes; Glomerellales; Glomerellaceae.
AAGCUAUCCAAAGACUGGAGGAACGUGUAAAAAGCCCGCGCGCCUUCUUUCGCACCCCGCCCCUCCUCCACACCUUUCGGCCGACCACCUUCAACAACACCACCCAACCGCCACCACCACCCUUCGUACUCGACGACUUCGAGCACCAGUAGCCAAGAUGGCGGAACCGAACUACAGUCACUUUCGAUACUUCGAAAACAAGUACCCCGAGAUCGAUGAGUUCGUCAUGGUCAACGUCAAGCAGAUUGCCGAGAUGGGUGCCUACGUCAAGCUUCUCGAGUACGACAACAUUGACGGCAUGAUUCUGCUUUCCGAACUUUCGAGACGUCGUAUCAGAAGUAUCCAGAAGCUCAUCCGUGUGGGCCGUAACGAGGUUGUCGUCGUCCUGCGUGUCGACAAGGAGAAGGGUUAUAUCGAUCUUUCCAAGCGUCGUGUGUCGCCAGAGGAUAUCAUCAAGUGCGAGGAGCGGUACAACAAGGGCAAGAUGGUCCACUCCAUCAUGCGCCACGUCGCCGAGAAGACCCUUACCCCGAUCGAGCAGCUCUACGAGACCAUCGCAUGGCCCCUCAACAAGAAGUACGGCCAUGCGAUUGACGCCUUCAAGCUGUCUAUCACGAACGUCGAGGUCUGGAACGACGCCACCUUCCCCACCGAGGCCGUCUCCGAGGAGUUGAAGUCAUAUAUCGCGAAGCGUCUCACCCCUCAACCCACAAAGGUCCGUGCCGACGUUGAGGUCACCUGCUUCGGAUACGAGGGUAUCGACGCCGUCAAGAACGCCCUGCGCACCGCCGAGGCGCGCAACGACGACCAGACCCAGGUCAAGGUCAGACUCGUGUCCCCCCCUCUGUACGUCCUGACCAGCACGUGCCUGGACAAGAACCUCGGUAUUACCCGCCUCGAGGAGGCCAUUGUCGAGAUCCGCAACAGUAUCGAGGCUGCCGGCGGUUCAUUGGUGGUGAAGAUGGAGCCCAAGGCCGUUACGGAGAACGAUGACGCCGAGCUGCAGGCCCUCAUGGAGAAGAGGGAGCGCGAGAACGCCGAGGUCAGCGGUGACGAGAGUGUCUCCGAGAGCGACGACAACCCGGAGGUUUAGAUUUUUUCUCUGGAGUCAACGUCAUCACAACAAAAAAGGGGCAGCUGGUAGAAUGAGCGUACUGGCAGGCUGGGAAUCCAGAGUGAUUCUAAUGAGACGACCAAAAA